This is a messenger RNA of Vombatus ursinus (common wombat), 5376 nucleotides long. It is a transcript of the gene MCTP1, whose product is annotated as multiple C2 and transmembrane domain containing 1. Gene Ontology annotation, biological process: regulation of neurotransmitter secretion. The coding region runs from base 1 to 1155 and encodes 384 amino acids. Gene Ontology annotation, molecular function: calcium ion binding. The transcript has 12 exons. The record is from RefSeq and is a predicted model, not a curated record. Gene Ontology annotation, cellular component: synaptic vesicle membrane. NCBI's taxonomy places the organism in Eukaryota, Metazoa, Chordata, Mammalia, Diprotodontia, Vombatidae.
AUGCGGAUGUUUCACAAUGUAAAGGAUGUAGGAUUUCUCCAGGUGAAAGUCAUCAGAGCAGAAGGGCUGAUGGCAGCUGAUGUCACAGGUAAAAGUGACCCAUUUUGCGUAGUAGAACUGAACAAUGAUAGAUUACUGACACACACAGUCUACAAAAAUCUCAACCCUGAAUGGAACAAAGUCUUUACAUUCAACAUUAAAGAUAUCCAUUCAGUCCUUGAAGUGACGGUUUACGAUGAAGAUCGAGACCGAAGUGCUGACUUCCUGGGCAAAGUUGCAAUACCGUUGCUGACUAUUCAAAAUGGUGAACAGAAAGCCUACGUCUUGAAAAACAAGCAGCUGACAGGGCCAACAAAGGGGGUCAUCUAUCUUGAAAUAGAUGUGAUUUUUAAUGCUGUGAAAGCCAGCAUCCGAACAUUAAUUCCCAAAGAGCAGAAGUACAUUGAAGAGGAAAACAGACUCUCUAAACAGCUGCUGCUCAGAAACUUUAUCCGGAUGAAGCGCUGUGUCAUGGUGCUGGUAAAUGCUGCCUACUACAUUAACAGUUGUUUCGACUGGGAUUCACCCCCAAGGAGUCUCGCUGCUUUCGUGCUCUUCCUCUUUGUGGUUUGGAACUUUGAGCUCUACAUGAUACCCCUGGUUUUGUUGUUGCUACUGACGUGGAACUACUUUUUGAUAAAAUCAGGGAAAGAUAAUCGGCAACGUGACACGGUAGUGGAGGACAUACUAGAGGACGAGGAAGAAGAAGAUGACAAAGAUGACAAGGACAGUGAAAAAAAAGGAUUCAUAAAUAAAAUCUAUGCCAUCCAAGAGGUGUGUGUCAGCGUCCAGAACAUCCUUGAUGAAGUGGCAUCCUUUGGAGAGAGGAUAAAAAACACAUUCAACUGGACUGUCCCAUUCUUAAGCUGGCUGGCAAUUGCUGCUCUCUGUGUGUUCACAAUCAUCCUGUAUUUCAUUCCGCUGAGAUACAUUGUCCUUGUCUGGGGCAUCAAUAAAUUUACAAAGAAGCUUCGGAGUCCAUAUGCCAUUGAUAACAAUGAGCUACUUGACUUCCUUUCCCGAGUUCCUUCUGAUGUACAAGUAGUGCAGUACCAAGAACUGAAACAAGAUCCCAGUCAUAGCCCGUGUAAAAGGAAGAAAAACAAUCUUGGCUAGCCAGCUUCACGCACUGAGGAGACCAGCAGCAUCUGUUUGAGAAAGAUAAAAGAAAAAAAAAAGCCCCCAGCCUCAGCAACAUUUCCUUCCUUUAUGUUUUUAUUUAUUUUGUCUUUUUUUUUAUCAUGAUGGAGAGAAUCUGUAAAUAUUGUACAAAGGCAUAUGUCAUUGAAAAUAUACUUCCGUUGUACAGAACCAGUUUGAUAAGGGUUUCAAGUUUGGCUUCAGUUAUAUGAAACCCUUGCUAGCAGUGGAUGAAAGUAUAACAUGUUAAAAAAGCCAAUGCAAAAAAUAAAAAAAUACAUGGGAAGAUACUUCUGAUGGUUAGUGAACAGGCUAGAAUAUCAGAUUAAAUACUCAGCUGUGUCUGAUUAAAUCUAUAAAAAUGUAAAUCUAAAUCUGAUUCUUAGAGGUGAAUUGUGGUUUGUUUGGUUUUCAUUGACUAUUUUUUAUCCAAAACGUUAUCCAUUACAGUUUUUCUCAUUUCAACAGGGGAGAAAAAUAACCAACCAACCCCAUAACCUGGGGUCAAGUUUAUCACAGAUUCUAUAAUUUGGACCCUGUUCACUUUGGGUGUAAAUUAACUUAGAGUUGCUAGUGCUGCAUCUAAAUGAAUGAAUGAAAGUACAUUUAGCCUUCAAGAGAACUGUCGGUUCUUGAGGUCCAUGAGGAACAGAAGUUCCACUCCUUGUCCGUCAUUCCAUUUGAGGACUUUAAAAUCUAAAUAGGUCUAAAAUUAAAUACUGCCAGGUUUCUAAGUGAUUGCAUAUGACUUUUUGUAUAGUACACAUUAUUAUACUAUAAUACUUUAAUUUGUACUGAAUUAGCAGAUUAGCAAACCCAGUACAGUUAUCAAUAAUAGCAUUAGCAAUCUGAAUCCAUUACGGCUUUUGGUAUCAGGUUAUGAACGCCCUUUGUCUGGCUAAGGAAUUUUAAUACGUAAUUGUUCUCAAGAGGCAGUGUGAGGAUAAUGGGUAGAGUCAGCCUUGAAGUCAGGAAGACCCCUUGGGUUCAAGAUCUGGUUCUAUCACGUUAGUUGUGUUCACCCAGGCAAAUGACUUAACUUCCCCAGAGAACUUGCUAAGACCAAGAAGUUGUUGUUUUGUAUUUAAAGAGUGACGGUCUAUGCCUGGAGUAAACCACCCUGAUGGCGAAGAACCCUCCCCUUAAAAAAUUUUUCAUAGAAAAAAAGUUUUGCUUUUUUUUAAUACAUCAUAUAAAAUGCUUCAUUGUGUAUGGCUUUCUAGCUAUCAAUAGGAAUUUUAAUUUAGAGGAGGAUGAAAUGUGGCGAGUGAUAUGCCAAUAUAUUCAUUUCUUUCAUUUAUGAAAUGGUAAUUUCUACUAAUAUGGAUCUGGUCCUCCUGCAUGAAAAUCAGUUUUGUAAAUUAGACUGCUCAUUUAGGGAGAAAAAAUGGUUUACCUUUGAACAAUGUUCACUAAUCCCAGCAGAAUGAACACUUUCAGUUGCCAUUUGCAAGACUCCACACAGCAGUUUUUGUACUUAAUUCCCUCUGUGUCAAGUAGAGAAUAUACCUCGAGAGAGAAAUCAUCUGGAGAGAAAUUCUCACUUUUCUGACUUGAUAGGGGAUCAAGCUUUGGUUGGAAUUGUUACAAAGAAUGUUUUCUACCAUUCUAAUAAUAGACUUGGGUAGGGAUUAUGUUAGAGUGAGUUAAAGAGAGACAAGUUGGAAAAAUGUUGGAGUGGGAGAAAUGUCUAUAUUUCUGUCUAUAGGAAUAUUCUUUAAAAAUGCACUUAUGGAAGCUGAUUUAAAAAAUAUUUUUAUGUUACUGAUAUAUUGAUAAAUACUGUUUCUUAUGAUGAUAGAACUAUUUUGAUCCUUUCUGUUUAUACAAUAUGCUUGAAGGAUGCCAAUCAAAUUCGCUUUUUGCCAAAAGGCUUUGACCUCAAUGUGUUCCUUUUAGCUCAUCCAGUUUAUCUUGAACAAUUGGGAAUGGGCACAUCCCCAUACUGUUACUGUUUGUUGUUAAGGAACAAUAUACCAUGAAUGAAGUUGUUACUCUUGAAACUUUAUUGAUGGGGACCUAUUGUUUGUUUGAAAUAACUUUCAGUUAGAUCUUUUGUAAAAUGUAUGUUCCAUUCUGGUGUUGUCUGCAGACCUCAGAUGAUCAGUAAGCCUGACAUUCUGCAGAGCUCAGACGUGCCCAACGGAAUAUUAACCAUUAAUCUAUGUGCAAAUUCCUGUUCUUUCACUGUACCCAAUUUCAGAUGUUUACUUCAGUGGUAAUGUUUACUACACAUUUACUGCAUUAAACACAAAAGAGAAUGAUUAUUUCCAAGUAUAAUCAGUAAAGUCACAGUCAUACUCUCCCUGUCUCUCUUUUCCUGGAAUGCAUACCUUUUCUUAAAGUGACACUUCAAGCGGGAAUAGUAGAUAGUGUUAGAAUUGGAGUCAGGAAGCCCUGGUAUCAGUUCCUGCCUUAAACAUCAACUACUGGGACAAGAAGUCACUUAUUUAUAAAAAUGGGGACAACAGUAGUACUUACUUUAAAGGGUUGAUAUGAGGAUGAAAUGAGAGAACAUGUAUAAAGUACUUUGUAAGCCUGGAGGACUAUAUAAAUGCUAGCCAUUAUUAUUAUUAAUUAUUAUUAUUAUUAUUAUUACAGGCUUUGUUUGGUCACCCAAAAAGAUUUUUCCAAUGCAUAGAAGGAUUUCUUUUUCUAAACCUUAUUCUUUAGGAGCAGAGUUUCCAACAGAUCUCUUCAUUCCAAUGAGGUUCUAGAGUGGCAGGCAGAUAGAGGAAUAAUUACCCUGAACUAUCCCUUUUCAUGAUAAUAACAUUUAUAUAGCACUUUAGGAUGUCAAAGGCUCAUAAACAUUCUAUCAGGUAGGUGGCGUAAGUAUUACUCCCAUUUUGCAGAUAAGGAAACCCAGGUUUAGCCCUAAGACUGGCUUCAAAUCCUAUAGCUGGGUCAAGAACCUGGGACUUAUGACUCCAAGGCCUGUCCCCUUUCCCCUGAGAAUGCUCCCUCUCUUAGCAUACCAACAAUCCAGGAGGGGAUUGAUAUUAUUGCUACAGACAUGGCUCAGAAAUAAAAGUUGGGUGGAACCUACUUAUUGUCUAACAGCAGGGGACUGAGCCAUUUCUUUUUGAAAAUCCCCUCUGGUGAGGCCCACAUCUUGUUUCCUCAGAGCUGUGAGAUUUCAGUCCAAAGAGCUCUUGGAAAGUCAGCUAUGACAUAAGUGCUCAAACAUGCCUAUUCUCAACAGAUGAACACUGGACGUGAACCUCUCACCCUGAUUUAGAAAGAGAAUUGCCAAAGCUGUGGUACUAAUUAGCUGUGUCUCAAGAUGUGAUAUGGGAUAAACUCAGUAAAAAUCCUUCAACUAUAUUUGGACACAUUCCACAAAUUGGUAGUAUCACCCUUCGGGUAGGGAAGAGAAAAGCUGAGCAGACCUGGAUUCUAAUUCCACCUCUAAUCCACUACUGACUUUGUGAGUUUCUGUGCUUCUGGUGACACUUAAAAGACUAAACAUUGCAAAUCUUCAUUGGUGGGGAAAAUUUCCUCUGGGCUUUGUCGACACCAAUGAAAUCACAGGUCCAGACCAAAAAAAAAAAUCAACAAUUAUCCCUCAAAGGAGCAGCAUUUAUAUUUAUACAUGUUUAGUAUGGCUCUAGGGAAUUUAGGUAGACUUGAUGUAUGAGUCAGCAUAGGGAGUACACUCUAAAAAUCAAAACAGUUUUCAAAGUUCUCAUGUUAUAUUAACAUCGACAUCAAAUGAAUAGAAAUUUUUUGUUGUUUUCAUCAGUAAAUGGGAUAUAAUAUUAGCAGAGAGAUUAUUUGGUAUUUCUAGUAGAACACUAGACUUAUUUAAGGGGUUCCCUUCUAAGCUUUCAUUUUGAGAUUUCCACUGAGGGUUUUCCAUUCAUUUGGCACUUCCAAAAUAUUUCAAGCAAGUCCUUUAUAGAAUAUCCACUCAAGUGGACAGAGCACCGGCCCUGGAUUCAGUAGGACCUGAGUUCAAAUACAGCCUCAGACACUUACUAGCUGUGUGACCCUGGGCAAGUCACUUAACCCCAUUGCCUAGCCAAAAAAAAAAAAUUAUGUCCACUCGAUAUUUUAAGAGCAGAGAAGGACUUAGUGAUGAGUUCUGUCACAUCUGUGAACACAAACACUUAACCUCUUGAUUUCUAUAUCCGAAUUUACUUUCUUCAGAGUUGAUGACCCCAAACCCCUCUAUAUUAAAGACUCCUGGACUUA